Meloidogyne enterolobii is the source of this 576-nucleotide messenger RNA. Lineage: Eukaryota; Metazoa; Nematoda; Chromadorea; Rhabditida; Meloidogynidae. The record is from the annotation of a GenBank genome assembly.
AUAAAAACAGCUCAUAUUUACACACCAAAAACAUCAACUACAUCAACAAAUCACCUUCGCAACAAGCAAUCUUCAGCAACGAGGGCUCACGCUUCUUGUCAGCUUCAAAAUCGCUCAACUCCACUCUUCAUGCUCGCGUGUUCUACAACAAUGUUCAGGCGCAGGAUGUUCUCUUCCUUCUGUGUGUUGGGUCUGCUGCUUUUGCUCUGCCAGUUCUGUGAUGCAAGAAACAGUACGGGACAAGUUCAGAAGAGCGGCAAAGGAGUAAAUCAAACGAGCGACGUCGAUGGAUUGGAUCAACGGAGCCUUGACAGCAAGAUGCACGUGGAUCAGAACAAGGACGAUGGAAAGGAAGUUCAUCAGGAUGAAGAAAAGCCGCCGGAGAACAAAGAAGGGCAGGGAGGCGAAGGAGACAAUGGAAAUAAGGCAGGCGAAGGAGACAAUGGACAGAAUGCAGUCGAUGGAGGCACUGAACAGAAGGAAGGCGGGAAUGGCACAAACCAGGAGGGUGGAAGGUAAUAUUCUUAUAAGAUGCUUCGACGGUGACUCCUUUAACACGUUUUUUUCAGUCAUGUA